Messenger RNA from Paracoccidioides brasiliensis Pb18, 840 nucleotides. RefSeq lists its product as uncharacterized. The transcript has a single exon. The record is from RefSeq and is a predicted model, not a curated record. The coding region runs from base 1 to 840 and encodes 279 amino acids.
AUGGACUCGCCAAAUAGCAUUGCAGGGCCGGAGGAGCCUCCCCGCACCCCUCCACACCCCCCAUAUUCUCCAAUUACCCCCGUCCUCUCCCACGCCUCCAUGCCCACCCAACCUUCACCCUCACAGCAGAUCAUCCCGCCCCUUUCCAGCUCCUAUCCUUUCUCCCUUUCUUCUACCCCCGGAAACACUCUUACGCCUAUGUCCUCUAACGCGCCACCACUGCCUACGCGGACACCCAUCUUUAUGUCUGAACCAUUACCAGUUCCCAUAUCAGAAAGCAGUAACCCUGACGUCAUCGCCUUGCGCUCCGCCAUCUCCAUCCUCCAAAUGCAGAAACAACAGGCACUACGCGAUAUAAAAACAUUAGAUAAACUAAAACGUGCCGCUAUUGCACACCCGGAGGAGUUCGCGCGAGAGCUGGUCAAUGGUAAUCUUACCUCCAAGGCGGGUGACAUAUUCAAUCCCAACGGUUUCGAAAACGAAGAAGCGGCUGCGGAUGAAAACGCAUUCAAAGAGCAGCGAACAACGGAUCAAGAACAAACAGACCGGGGAGAAUGGACUAUGGACGUCGAUAAACCACCGUCGUUUAGCAAAAUCCCUAAACCUCAACAGGUCGUGCGCAUGCCGCCUAUCAACUGGGCUAAAUAUCAUGUUGUCGGGGAAUCUCUGGAUAAGCUACAUGAGGAACAGAGACAGCGUCCGACACCUGGUGAGCCGCAGAGAAAUGUCUAUGCCUCGCAAAGGGCCCCGGAGCAUUUUAUUGCUGCUCCAUAUCGCCCUUUUACUGACAGCUUGGACCCGCCUAUGAAAACGCGGAGUACUAAUAAGGGGAAGAAGUGA